This is a messenger RNA of Pipistrellus kuhlii (Kuhl's pipistrelle), 1866 nucleotides long. RefSeq names its product leucine rich adaptor protein 1 like (gene LURAP1L). The transcript has 2 exons. Bases 798 to 1475 code for a protein of 225 amino acids. NCBI's taxonomy places the organism in Eukaryota, Metazoa, Chordata, Mammalia, Chiroptera, Vespertilionidae. Gene Ontology annotation, biological process: positive regulation of canonical NF-kappaB signal transduction. The record is from RefSeq and is a predicted model, not a curated record.
GCCUAGGAUAUACGGUACAGGGGUGCAGGGGCUGGCCCUGGCUUGGUCCACCUGCCAGCGCAGUUUAAAGUUUCUGAGGCUCGCAGGAGCACAGUGACUUGGAUCCAACAGCCUAAAUGCCCAGGAGGCUAUUUCUGCCGGACCCAGGAAGCCCUUAAACUCCUGCGGACCACCUCCUUGCCUGCGCCCCUGCACCCGCCCGCCCUCCUCUCUCGCUGACCAGAGACGAUUUUCUGAGGAUCCUCUGAAAGCUGGGGGAUUUAUGGCUGGAAAAUGAAACGACGCUGCUGGAGGACGGCCACAUCAUUAUUUUGGGUCGCGCGGGACCAGAUGGGCAGCCGGUGAAGGGCGCGGGGACGUGAUGGACAGUUUUAUAACGUGAUUUCCCCCCAAGAAAGCUGGAGCUGGGGCUUCGCUUCCCUCUAUUUCCUCCCCGUCUGUAGCCCUUGCCUUCUCCCCGGGCUCUGCAAUAUCAAUUAAACUCAACUUCGCAGCGGCGGGGCCGGCAGGGGAGAGGAUGGAUGGGGCUCUAGAACCUCGGUAAGAGCCGGGGGAGUGACGGCGACCAGACCGGGGACUGCGGCUGGGACCCCGCGCCCUGUGCAGCCUGCGGGGUGGGAGGACACGCGCCGGCGGUGGCUAUGGGGCGGAUGGAGCUCUGGACCCGCCGCGGAUAGACAGACAGACAGACACCCCGGCGGCUGGAGGGGCCCUCUGACCUCGGGGCCCCGCUGAGAAGCCGCUGCCACCUCGCAGCCGCAGCCUUUCCCCGCCGUCAUCCCCGCUCCUGAAAAGCCAUGGAAGACGCCGCGGUGCCGGACCUCAGGGACAUCGAGCUGAAGCUGGGGCGCAAAGUGCCCGAGAGCCUGGUGCGCUCGCUGCGCGGGGAGGAGCCGGCUCUCCCGGAGAGGACCGGGGACCCCUGCGGGGGGAGCGGCGGAGGCGGCUGUAGCAGCAGCAGCAGCAGCUGCUGCAGCCUCCCGCCCUCCCUGUCGUCCUCUUCUUCGUCCUCCCCAACCUCGGGCUCCCCGGGAAGACGCAGCCACUCCAGCACCCUGGAGAGGCUGGAGACCAAGCUGCACCUCCUCAGGCAAGAGAUGGUUAAUCUCAGAGCCACGGACGCCAGGCUCAUGCGCCAGCUGCUUGUCAUCAAUGAGAGCAUUGAGUCCAUCAAGUGGAUGAUUGAAGAGAAAGCCACCAUCACCAGCCGAGGCAGCAGCCUCAGCGGCAGCCUGUGCAGCUUACUGGAGAGUCAGAGCACCUCCCUCCACGGAAGCUACAACAGCCUGCACGACGGCAGCGACGGGCUGGACGGCAUCUCUGUGGGGAGCUAUCUGGACACUUUGGCGGAUGAUGUCCCAGGCCAUCACACCCCAUCGGACUUGGACCAGUUCAGUGACAGCUCCGUCAUAGAGGACUCGCAGGCGCUGCACAAGCCUCCCAAAUUGGAUUCUGAAUACUACUGCUUUGGCUAAGGACCCAGGUUUUUUGCAUGGGAUUUGUGUGCAAUUAACUUGUAUUUAUCUCUCUUCUCUGCUGCUAUAUUUUUGGUGUGAUUUUUUUUUUUUUUUUACAUGAUAACCUUUAAAAAAAAAAAAAAAAGAAGCAUAUUUUGAAACUGCUUGAUGAUAUUUCUGUUGCUCCUAAUAUUUCUAAUCUGGAUUCAUCUAUUUUUCUCUCUUACAUCUCUAUUUUUAUUUAUUACAAUGAUUUUUCCCCCUCUCCCUUCUUUUUACAGUGGCACAAAUAAAGAAGGGGGAAAGAAUGAGCAAUAAUUAUGUUUUCGCUUUUGUUUUCAGAGCAAGGGGUCAGGGAUUACAUCAAAAAAGUUUGCUACAUUUUGCAAUAAACCAAAGUCUGAUGACA